CUUGACGGUCGCCGUCCAUUCGACUACCACAAUCUCAUCAUCACCUUCGGCAAGGAGGAUGGCUCGACGGAGGUGCAGCUGGGCCAAACCCAUGUCAUGGGAUUUGUCACGGGCCAGCUGGUUCAGCCCUACCGUGACCACUCCAACGAGGGCUCGCUUUCCAUCUUCACCGAGUUCUCCCCCAUGGCUGACCCUUCCUUCGAGCUUGGCCGACCCAGCUCGGCUGCUGUUGAGCUCGGCUGCGUUAUAGACCGUGGCCUAAGAGAAAGCAGGGCUGUUGACACUGAAUCGCUUUGUGUUCUUCCAGGGAAAUUGGUUUGGGUCAUCCGUAUUGACCUCCAUAUUCUAGAUAAUGGAGGAAACCUUGUGGAUACUGCAAAUAUUGCUGCUUUGGCUGCUCUCAUGACGUUUCGGAGGCCUGAAUGCUCAUUUGGAUAUUUGUAUGUGGGUUUUGCUGUUAAUUGAUUUGGGUUUACCUUGAAGUUUCUAUGUUCUGUUUUCAAUAGGGAUAGUCAAUAAUAUUUCUUAUUGUAUCAUUAAUACUUGGUUUGUUGUGACCAAAAUUUUUUCUAAUUAUCAUCUUAACACUAAGUUGAAAUUUACUAUGUUUCCUUUCCAUUAUCCUAAUCAAUGUUCACCACUUUUUUUUUUAAUAAUUUUUUUGGUCUCUUUAGGUAGAGAAUGUAUAGGAUUAAGAGUGUAUGGGUUCUGAGAAAAGUUACCCGUUUAAUGGGUGGAGAAUGUACAUGCUUGUUAUUAGUAAAAUUACAGUUAGACAUCUCUUAGAAGCUAGUUUUGGUACAUGUCAUUGCUUAUUACACUGUUUCCCUUAGUUUGUCCAGGCAUUAAGAACCCAACAACAGCCACCCAUCAAUCCCUCCCUCUACACUUUUACUGUUCAUCUCUUCAAUGAUCCGUUCAUUGGCCGUCCAUUUCUCCAACACCACCCCUCUCUCAGUCUCGUCCUCUAUUUCUCU
This is a messenger RNA of Humulus lupulus (European hop), 977 nucleotides long. Its product is annotated as exosome complex component RRP45B-like. The annotation marks the transcript as partial. The record is from RefSeq and is a predicted model, not a curated record. Gene Ontology annotation, biological process: U4 snRNA 3'-end processing; exonucleolytic trimming to generate mature 3'-end of 5.8S rRNA from tricistronic rRNA transcript (SSU-rRNA, 5.8S rRNA, LSU-rRNA); TRAMP-dependent tRNA surveillance pathway. Gene Ontology annotation, cellular component: nuclear exosome (RNase complex); cytoplasmic exosome (RNase complex). The transcript has 3 exons. NCBI's taxonomy places the organism in Eukaryota, Viridiplantae, Streptophyta, Magnoliopsida, Rosales, Cannabaceae.